CCUGUGUCGAUGACGUGACGUCUGCGCAUGCUUGGUAAACUUGGUUUAGUUGUCGGUUUCCUGCCUGGUGCUUCCUCCUGUAAAGAUGACAGUAAAGAUCAGUUUGUUCUAUGCAGCCGCUGUUUGCACUGCAGUGGUCUCGGCUUUUGUAGAAGAGCUGGAUGACUCCUUUAAGGAUUCAAGAAUGGGUGAUACUUGGUUAAUAGAUUUCUAUGCUCCUUGGUGUGGCCACUGCAAGAAACUGGAGCCCGUGUGGCACGAGGUGGGGGCUGAAAUGCGCAGUUCUGGUUCACCUGUGCGAGUUGGGAAGAUAGAUGCUACUGCUUAUUCCAGUGUUGCCUCAGAACUUGGAGUACGUGGUUAUCCAACUAUAAAACUGUUGAAGGGAGACUUGGCUUACAAUUACAGAGGACCAAGAACCAAAGACGACAUAAUAGAAUUUGCUAAUAGAGUAGCAGGGCCAGUUGUUCGUUCACUUCCCAGCCAACAGAUGUUUGAACAUGUGCAAAAGAGACACAAUGUGCUUUUUCUUUAUGUUGGUGGAGAAUCACCAUUAAAGGAGAAGUACAUUGAAGUGGCAUCAGAGUUGAUUGUGUACACAUAUUUCUUUUCUGCUUUAGAGGAAGUUUUGCCUAAGCAUGUGACAUUACAAGAGUUACCUGCUGUGUUGGUCUUCAAGGAUGGAACAUACUUUGUUUAUGAUGAAUAUGAAGAUGGUGAUUUAUCUUCCUGGAUAAAUAAGGAGAGAUUUCAAGGAUAUCUACACAUUGAUGGCUUUACUUUAUAUGAACUUGAAGAUACAGGGAAAUUGGUGGGAAUUGCAGUCAUUGAUGAUAAAAAUCCAUCUGAGGAGAGCAUUAGAUUGAAAUCACUAAUUCAAACAGUAGCUAAGGACUACAGGGAGCACUUCAAUAGGGACUUCCAGUUUGGCCAUAUGGAUGGGAAUGAUUACAUUAACAGCCUAAUUAUGGAUGAAGUGACUGUGCCAACAAUCAUUGUGCUCAAUACAUCCAACCAGCAGUACUUCCUUCCGAGUCAGCCGAUUGAACACAUUGAGGACCUAGUUCAGUUUAUAAACGAAGUCCUAGAUGGCACAGCACAGGCACAAGGUGGUGAUGGCAUUCUUCAGCGCAUCAAAAGAGUUAUUUAUGAUGCAAAGUCCACAGUAGUUUCUGUCAUCAAGAGCUCUCCUCUUCUCGGAUGCUUUCUCUUUGGUCUGCCUCUGGGUGUCAUCAGCAUCAUGUGCUAUGGAAUCUGUACAGCCGAUUCGGAUGACGGCUCGGAGGAAGUAGAGCUCUUGAAGAGGGAAGGCAGAGAUCAAGAACUGACAGACGAGGGAAGUGAGGAGGAACUUGAAGAUGGCAAUGACGAACAGCAGCCAGAGAGUGGAGCUGAGUACAGCGAUGAGGAGUGUGAAGAAAAAACCUCAACAGAAAAGAAAACUGAUUAACCAAACAACGCCCCCUAGGAUUUUCUUUUUAAAUUGAAAGGCUAAUUUAUUUAUAUAUUCAAUAUCAAUCAGGAUUCAGUAAAGACCGACAAAGAUUGGUCCAGUAACUUUGUCGAUGUGUAUUUACUUGCCUGUUACAGAAAUAGUAAGGUUAAUGUUUAAAAAAGAAAAAUAAAUAAUAUAACUGGAGACAAAUGCAUGUACCAUAAUGCAGCUAUCAAGAUGGUGCAGCUUAAAGUAAAAUUGUUAGUUAAUGUUACAAUUUUUUUCCAUGGCUGUCAGAUUAUUGGUCAACAAGACUGACCAUUCGGUCAUUCUCUCUAACUAUUGAACUUUAAGCCCUGGAUGUACAUUUGACCACUCAAGUGCUAGACUGUUGAAUUAGGAAUGUUAUUCUGAAACUUAGAGACAGGUGCAAUAUUUCCUAUUGUGACUCUUCACCUUGCCUUCAAAUAUCCUUUACUAUUUUGAUGUCGUAUAUUUUAACCUUUUUUCCUCCAACAUCCUGCGCUUUUAGGGGCUCUGAGAAAGCACAUCAGUGAUGCUGUUCAUUUUAAAUACUGUACAUACUGUGUUUAAAUGUACCUUCCAUCUUUCCAUGAGGGGUUGCCAAGAGGAACUACAAUAAUAUCUGUGAAAUGGAAAGUGAAUACUAAUGUUUUCAGCAGUUGGUCUAUAUUAACACAAUGAGGAUGGGUACGUGUUUGUGAACCCGUUAGACACUGUAGUCUGCAACGAGAUUUAAAAAGGGCACUGGCUGCAAUUAGACCAAACACUUCAGUUAAAAACAGCAAAUAGUACUAUGCAUUUAAUCUUGUCACAAAAUAUGCAGUGUAACAAUUUGAAUAUAUUUACAUUUCAGAAGAAAGUAAAGAGAAAGAAACUGUGAUGUUCUUUAGGGGUGCAAGUUAGCUGAGUUUCCAGAGUGUUGUUGAAAUUGAGGAUUAGUAGGGAGGGAGGGGAUGGGGGGUAUUGGUUAUUAAGCCACCAAACAAGCAUCUACUUUUGGACCAAAGCAAAGUUUCGCUGGAUUAAAUAGUAAAUGUGUAGGGAAGCAUUACACUGGCGUGAAGUUCAUUAAAUAUAAUAACAAGUUACAAGUUUACAUGGCUUUUGCAGUUUUCAUUUUGAGUGUUAAUGUUGCUUUUAACAAGUAUUGGUGUGUCUGAAUAACUUUUACAGACCUUUAUCAGUCUUUGUGGUAUUAGUCAGCGCUAGUAGCCUAAUGUUAUAAAGCUUCAACAUCCAGGCAUCGACGCUCUAAUUGGAAGUACAUUUCUUUUAACUGCAUAGUGCUGCUGAGACACAGAAAACAUGCUGGUCUGUUGCAAGGGCUGUAAUACUAUGUUCCAUGCACUGGUUUAAACCUUGAUUGUAUUCACCAAAAUGUUUUUUCAGCCACUUGCUGAGGCUUGUUCUUUGCAUCAAUACAGGCAAAGAUAUUCAUUAUAAAUAAAGUAGAUCUAUUUUUAUAUGCAUUUCUUCUGGAAUUGCAAGAACAAGAAAAAGCGUUGUUUUGGUCAGACAGCUUUUGAUGUUUUUAAAACAUACUGGAAAUGCUUGUUGUUGUUAUUGACCUUGCAUGCCACUCUACAGUUAAAGUCACAUUUCUUUAAAAAAAAAAAAAAAAGUCUGAAGCAGCUAAAAUGUUCUGUUUUUUUCAUUUUUUUUCAGUUGAAAUCACUACCUAUAAUUAUUACAGGUAAUUAACAGCCAGUUUAUAGGUGGAUGUUGAGUUACCAAGGCUAGCAUAUUUGUUUGUGAUUGUUGUUUGGUACUAUACAACCGAGGAGUGUGAGAGGUUAUUUUUUAUUUAUUUAUUUUUUCAGAAAGUCUUUGAUCUGGGUAGUAAAGUAUUUUAGUAGAUGGCAGAAGACUGAAUGGUUUGUUACUAAGUGGUUAUUUUGCAGUAUUUCUGCAGCUGUGAGAUAUAGUCAAAUCAGUAGUCAAUAUAGUUAAAUCAGGUGACAGUAAACACAUUUUUUAAAAAUGUUUUUUCCUUGUAAGGCAUGAUGUAUGUAUGUAUAUAUUCUGCUACUUUUCUCGCAUCAGUUGCUCAACUUUUUUUAUUCUCCUGUUCUUACAAUUUACUAAAUAAUAAGUGGCUUGAGACAUUUUUGCCUUUUACCUGUACAAGAGAAACUAACAUAUUUUUUUAGCAUUAUUAUUCUAGCCCCUUUUUAUUGUGUUAGCACUAAAUACAAUCCAAGCCUUUGGUUUAUAUAUUAAAUAAAGUGAAAGUG
Messenger RNA from Acipenser ruthenus (sterlet), 3693 nucleotides. RefSeq names its product protein disulfide-isomerase TMX3-like. The transcript is spliced from 16 exons. Bases 86 to 1450 code for a protein of 454 amino acids. NCBI's taxonomy places the organism in Eukaryota, Metazoa, Chordata, Actinopteri, Acipenseriformes, Acipenseridae. The record is from RefSeq and is a predicted model, not a curated record. Gene Ontology annotation, biological process: peptidyl-cysteine oxidation. Gene Ontology annotation, molecular function: protein disulfide isomerase activity. Gene Ontology annotation, cellular component: endoplasmic reticulum.